UUUAAGUUAUAGGAAAUUGAAGUGGCUGAGGUAGGAAAGCUCCAGCACAAGACUUUGGGAGAUCACCAAUACUGGGUACUUGGUAGGUAGUAAAUGAAAGAUUUAAUAAAUGGAUGAUUAGAUAUGAGUAUCCAUAAGAGAUUUUCCCAGAGAAUUGUCAUUAAUUAGAAAACAGACUGAGAAAUUGGUUCCAAAUUGUGGGUAAAAAAGCCAGGCCAGUAGAUCACACUUGUAAUCCUAGCUACGCAGAAGGCUGACACCUGGAGAAUCAAGGUUUGUAGCCAGCCAUGGCAGAAAAGCCCUCAAGACUCUGAUCUCCAAUUAACCAGCAAAAAGCUGGACUAGUAAGAGAUAGAGCAAGGAGUAGUAGAAUGCCACUCAUGAAGAUGAAGAAUGUCAAGCAAGAGUGUGAGGCCCUGAGUUCAAGCCCAGAUUCAGGUGCUUUGAUCUUCAACAAGGGGAGAUUUGCUUUUUGAUACUGAAGACAACACAGAAUGGGGCCACGAAAGAAAAGUGUUAAAACAUGUCUAAUGAAUAGCGAAAUCACAGAGGAACCAUUGUCAGAUGAAACAAAAGACUACAUGAAUCAACUUUCACAUGAAGUACUUUGCCAUAUCUUUAGGUACCUCCCUCUGCAGGAUAUCAUGUGUAUGGAAUGCCUUUCCCGGAAGCUAAAGGAAGCCGUGACUCUGUACCUCAGAGUUGUGAGGGUUGUGGACCUCUGUGCUGGGCGGUGGUGGGAGUACAUGCCAAGUGGCUUCACAGAUUCCAGUUUUCUAACACUUUUAAAGAAGAUGCCAGAUGUUGAACAGCUGUAUGGCCUUCACCCUCGGUAUCUUGAGAGGCGAAGAGUGAGGGGCCAUGAGGCAUUCAGCAUUCCAGGAGUCCUAGAAGCUUUACAAGCAUGUCCAAACUUGGUGGGUGUGGAAACAUCUCAUUUGGAGUUGGUAGAAUCCAUUUGGACAUAUAUGCCACAUGUCCAUAUUCUGGGGAAAUUUCGUAAUCGUAACGGAGCAUUUCCAAUUCCUCCUGAAAAUAAGCUGAAAAUUCCUAUAGGAGCAAAAAUUCAAACUUUACAUUUAGUUGGAGUGAAUGUACCUGAAAUUCCUUGCAUCCCAAUGCUAAGGCACCUUUAUAUGAAGUGGGUAAGACUCACUAAACCACAGCCAUUUAAAGACUUCCUUUGCAUCAGCUUAAGAACUUUUGUCAUGAGGAAUUGUGCAGGACCUACCAAUUCCUUGAAGUAUGUCCCGCUGGUGACAGGGUUAGCCUCCGCCCGCAACUUGGAACAUUUAGAAAUGGUCCGAGUUCCUUUCCUGGGAGGUCUUAUCCAGCAUGUCGUUGAAGACAGUUGGAGAUCAGGAGGCUUUAGGAAUUUGCACACCAUUGUUUUGGGAGCUUGCAAAAAUGCUCUGGAAGUAGACCUUGGCUACCUCAUCAUCACGGCUGCUCGGAGGUUACAUGAAGUUCGGAUCCAGCCUUCACUAACCAAAGAUGGUGUUUUUUCAGCCCUAAAGAUGGCAGAACUGGAGUUUCCUCAGUUUGAAACUCUUCACCUGGGAUAUGUAGAUGAAUUUUUACUGCAGAGCAGAAUGGCUAAUGCAGAUUUGGUGAAGUAUGGUUUGGCUGAUGUGGUAGAAAAUCCUGGUAUCAUCACCGAUAUAGGGAUGAAAGCAGUCAAUGAAGUCUUCUCCUGUAUCAAGUAUCUGGCAAUUUAUAAUUGCCCCCAUCUUCAUAACCCAUACAAUUGGAUCUCAGACCACUCAAGAUGGACUCGUUUGGUUGACAUCAACCUUGUGCGGUGCCAUGCUUUGAAACUGGACUCCUUUGGCCAGUUUAUUGAGCUGUUACCCAGCCUAGAGUUUAUUUCACUGGACCAAAUGUUUCGUGAGCCACCGAAGGGCUGUGCUCGAGUUGGUCUGAGUGCAGGCACAGGAAUUGGAGUUUCCUCAGCCCUGGUGAGCAAUCAGAACUCCAACAACGACAAUGAUAAUAAUGCCCAGAACAACAACGCCAACAUCCAUGACAACCACCACCAUCCCGAUGACUCGGAUGAGGAGAAUGACUUUCGGCAAGACCUGCAGCCGGGAGAGCAGCAGUUUGCGGCCGACGCAUUGAAUGAGAUGGAAGACAUGGUGCAAGAAGAGGGAGAGGUGAUAGCCGAGAGCGGAAGCGACACGCCAGCUCACAGUCAGGCAGCUGUGCCCGGGGAUGUUGAUGAGGAACAAGCAGGACCCAGUGGUAUUCAGCGUGUGGUAAAACCAACUCCAAUUACUGUUCAUGAUUCAGAGAGCGACGAUGAAGAAGAUAGUUUAGAACUCCAAGAAGUCUGGAUUCCUAAGAAUGGUACUCGGCGUUACUCGGAGCGGGAAGAAAAACCUGGAGAGUCAGCACAGUCCCGGGAACUGUCAGCAGUAAGUGGAAAAGGCAAGACUCCACUUCGAAAGAGGUACACCUCCCAUCAGAUGGGCCAGUCGAAGCCGUUUCCCCUCGAGGAAAGCAGCUGUGAGAAGGGCUGUCAGGUCACCAGUGAGCAGAUCAAAGCCGAUAUGAAAGCAGCUAGGGAUAUUCCCGAAAAGAAAAAAAACAAGGAUGUUUAUCCCAGCUGCAGCAGCACCGCCGCCAGCACAGUGGGAAACUCCAGCUCACACAGCACUGCUUCUCAGAGCCCCGACUUUGUAAGGACGGUGACCAGCAGCGGCUCUUCCGAGCCUAGCCCUACCGAAGUGGAUGUGUCCAGGCAGUGUGUCUGCUCCCCCGGUGGGUCAGAGGACUCUGAGGUCGUGGAGGAGGGAGAUGCAGAGAGUUCUGUCUGCCCCAGAUGCUGCUGUCACAGGCCCCAGGAGCCCCAGAGGAGAACUAGCAGGUGUUCUGAUGAGGAACGUCCUUCAACCAGCCGAGCCUCUGUUGUGAAUGGCCCGGAUGGUACGAGAUCCGCCUUUUCCUUUAGGACUCUGCCACAAGGGGGGUCUUCAGGCCCAGCACAAGAUGAGAGGACUAAUGGGAGUGGCCCUGGGGCUGCAGGUGAGGACAGGAGGGGGAGCCCCCAGCCUGAGAGUUGUGACGUGCAGUCUCGUGAAGACUACCCUCGGAGGCCCCUAACCAGGGCCAGGAGCAGACUGUCCCAUGUACCGCUGGUACCUGAGUCAGAAGUUGCCAAAACAAAACCACGUCAUGCCAUGAAACGGAAGCGGACAGCAGACAAGUCCACCAGUACUAGUGACCCUGUGAUUGAAGAUGACCAUGUUCAGGUUCUUGUAUUAAAAUCCAAAAAUCUUGUUGGAGUUACCAUGACCAAUUGUGGCAUCACAGACCUCGUGUUGAAAGACUGUCCCAAGAUGAUGUUCAUCCACGCUACCAGGUGCAGGGUACUGAAACAUUUGAAGGUGGAGAAUGCACCAAUUGUAAACCGAUUUGACUAUGCCCAGUGCAAGAAACUGAAUAUGGAUCAGGUUCUAGAUCAGAUCCUAAGGAUGCCUCCUGAGAGGAACCGCAUCAUAUACCUGCGCCCAAUGCAACAGGUCGACACACUGACAUUGGAGCAGAAGCUGUUCAGUGGCCCCUACCCCUAUCACAUCUGUAUCAUCCAUGAAUUCAGCAACCCUCCCAACGUGCGGAACAAGGUGCGCAUUCGCAGCUGGAUGGACACCAUAGCGAACAUCAAUCAAGAACUUAUUAAGUAUGAAUUCUUCCCUGAAGCCUCUCGAACUGAAGAAGAUUUAAAAAAGUACCCCAAGUACCCCUGGGGGAGAGAAAUCUAUACUUUAGAGGGUGUUGUGGACGGAGCUCCGUACUCCCUGAUCUCUGACUUCCCCUGGCUGAGGUCGCUCCGAGCUGCAGAGCCCAACAGCUUCGCCCGAUACGAUUUUGAAGACGACGAAGAAAGUACCAUCUAUGCUCCCAGGAGGAAAGGCCAGCUGUCCGCGGACAUCUGCAUGGAGACGAUAGGAGAGGAGAUCUCCGAGAUGCGGCAGAUGAAGAAGGGCGUGUUUCAGCGGGUGGUGGCCAUUUUCAUCCACUACUGCGACGUCAACGGAGAGCCCGUGGAGGAUGACUACAUUUGAUUCCUCCUUCCCAGCAGAUGUGUCAGGAAGCAGGGGAGCCCGCGGGGGCGGGGCGCUUCCCAGGGACUCGGGGAGGGGAGUGGUAAGGGAGGCCCCGGCUCAGUUUGGUGUAUUAUGUAGGAUAUGUGUGAGGAACAUUGAAAUUGUAUACAAAGAUUUGUACAUACAGGAAAUAUACAGACACAUUUUCCAAAGUACCAACUUUAUAUCCUAUGUUUAUACAAUUUAAUUUAAAAUUUCCUUUUGAUGAAGGCGAAUAUUUGAAAGAGUUCAUUUUUGUUUAUCUUUCACGACUUAGUUCAUAGUGUCAUUUUUGACUGAGCCCUGUUUCCUCUAUUCUUAAUAAUCGCCACCCUCCCCUUCAAUCUGUGCCUUUUUCCUCUCGAGCAAUGCUGUUUGAGUAAAUCUGUUGAUGAGUGUUUGUGUCUUGAGUGCUUUUUUGUUACUAAAAUAUCGACUAAAUUCCAGUCAAAAGGCUGUAUGUUUCUGUACACAAAUGUGGUUCCUUUGUUUUUCUUAGUGUUAUAGUUGCCAUAUUUUAAAUAAAAGGAUUCAUGAGCUUAAAAAAUGAAUUUGAAGGGGAAAUGGAAGAGUUUCCAAAGCAUUUCUAGUUAUUUAUUUCCAUAUUCAAUUGUGUAUAUGCUUUAUCUUCAAUAUAAAAAUAAAAGUUUAUUAAAAACUUUUCUUGCCUU
Messenger RNA from Perognathus longimembris pacificus (Pacific pocket mouse), 4756 nucleotides. It is a transcript of the gene Fbxo38, whose product is annotated as F-box protein 38. Gene Ontology annotation, molecular function: protein binding. The transcript is spliced from 22 exons. Gene Ontology annotation, biological process: protein K48-linked ubiquitination; SCF-dependent proteasomal ubiquitin-dependent protein catabolic process. The record is from RefSeq and is a predicted model, not a curated record. The coding region runs from base 495 to 4064 and encodes 1189 amino acids. Lineage: Eukaryota; Metazoa; Chordata; Mammalia; Rodentia; Heteromyidae. Gene Ontology annotation, cellular component: nucleus; cytoplasm.